UUGAGAACGAUAGAAAAUCGAGGAGCCGAUACACUCCUGCCCGGACAGGCAUACCAACACGGCAAGGCGGUGCGAAUAUUAACACAUCUACGCCACAUCUUCACCACCCGUCUUCGUAUCGGGCUCCUUUUCCUUCAUUUCCCCUCGCCCGUGAUCCUUCUUGGCCCCCUGAUCCCAAUGUCCUGGCUCAAGUUAUGCAUAGUAUCAAUUAUUUGGUUUCGCACUCGAAUUUCGGUGGUCCUGCAACUCCACCAGAAAACCCGGCGAUGCGCUCACUCUAUCCACCGCAGCAUCGACCGUCUUAUCCUUAUUAUCCCUAUCCGCACCCUGAAACAACACUGUCACCUGCACCACCGCCUACGCUUAACUUAUCUUCAAUACCCUACCCUUCAAGGUCAUCUUAUUUUCCACGACACGACUAUUCGCGUUGCGAGCUCCCCAGCCGAGCGGGCAGCAUGCUGCAUUCAUCACAUAAUUCCGCCCGUUCGCGUUCCGUACAGCCCGGUUCUGGUCAUAGAUCUGGAGGCCUGAUGAUACGUCAUCACUGAAGACCCCAAAUCGACAACACGACGGAAGUCAUUGACUACGUUGUUUUUAGACGAUAAUAAUGACACCGAUGAGGAUCAAGUUUCC
Cantharellus anzutake is the source of this 633-nucleotide messenger RNA. RefSeq lists its product as uncharacterized. Bases 195 to 548 code for a protein of 117 amino acids. The transcript has a single exon. The record is from RefSeq and is a predicted model, not a curated record. Lineage: Eukaryota; Fungi; Basidiomycota; Agaricomycetes; Cantharellales; Hydnaceae.